UCUCGUCCGAGGAGUGGGCGGGAAAAGACGGCUCCUGACUCCCAUCAUCAUCUCGUCCGUCCCUAUGCAUACCCUCACACAGCAUCCAACUCUGAGAUUUCUCUGGUUCUCUCCCUCGAGUCCUCUGCAUGUAAUCAAGCGGUGUGUGGGUAUCUCAUCACAUCUUUUGGCGCAGAAUGGAAGAGAAUGUUGGUAUCUCGUGAGAUGUACUUGGGUACGUCAGAGCAAGUGCUACAUCAGAAACCGAGGUUCAGAUGUUGGUCCGCUGGAGAGUUUCCCAAUACGAGAAAAUAUGCUUUCUGUCGUUUUGUAUACACCAUUCGGACCGCGAUAUUGCUUGCUCUCUGCUGUCGCUAUGUUGUUGGCUAAAGCUACACACCCACUUCUUAUAUCGAGCGGCCUAUGCUAUCGUCAGAUCAUUUUCCCAUGAUCACCAGCCGUCCUCAAAGCAGGAGAUUCUUGUAUUAUUCGUUCGGUAGUGCAUACACAGCAGCAUGUUCUGGCAUCGUGGCAGCACCUAAGAGUCGGAGUUCACAGCGGACAGAUGCACUAUGGUUCGCAAUGAGUGAUUAUCACUGCCCAUUACAUGCAUGAGACCUGCGGGAGAAGGCCCAGAAGAGCGACUCUUUUAGACGGAGCCUGCCAAAUACCACAAAUUGGACAGUACAGUACCUCACACUCGACACGUCAGAGUCCUGGCAGUGCCUGCGUCCUCGAGAAAGAUCUCCUCGAGUCCUCGCCCCCCUUCCCCCCGCGUACGCUCAAAUUGGAGAUUGGAUGGCGGAGGCGGUUAUCAGCACAAAUGAAGGAGACGAGCACCUUUUAUUCGAGACUAUCUACCUUUGUUGAUAUGCAUGAGCCCGUGAGGUGCAUGAGAGGCCAAAAGAGCGACCGCUCGCAUUUGGAGAAAUUGGGUUAAAGAGACUGAUCAUACAAAAUACCACACCUCCUGCAAACUUUAUCUUACCCUCGACACGUCAGAGUGGUUCCUGCUGCCCAUUAAGAGCAACACGUCCACCCCCUCCCGGAGCCGCUUCAUUUAUCCAAAAUUGUGCAUUUUCUUUCUAUCAAGAUAUAUUUCCUCAUUAUGCUUGCUGAUACGGCCUCUUACUCCUCGUUCGAAUGUACAUCAUUACUGACAUCGUUGCUUCCACCCGAGGUGCAGUGACAGAUGUUUCCGCUCUCCGAAUGGAGGUGGAGAUAAAUGGGUGUUGGAUGGAGGCACGUCGAGCCGACAAAGUUUCCUCGCGGCUUCUACACCUCAGAUCCAAAGAGGAGCUGGGUGAUUGUUACAAGUCCAUCACCGUGUUGCUGAAGGAAGUGGAAACCUCGAGUCGUCUACUUCGAGAUCUGUACGACCUCUUUGUCAUCUAUCAAACGAUGAUUCCGUACAUUCAUCACUACCUGACGGUCAUCCUUCCUUCCCUCAGCAAGAGUAUGAGGGAUAUGUUAUCUUACAUCGACAACGAUGAGCUGCCAACGCAGGAACGAUGGACUUUGAUGGAGAAGCACUUGGGGGACGCAGAGACGGAAUUGGCGAAUAGGUUCAGGAUGUAUUGUGAUGCUAUAAUCCAGGUGAUUCGGUUACUGAGCAGGUGCGAGACCCUCACGCUUUCUUUUGCUUUUUCUCUUUCUCAACCUUCUUACUUCCAUGCAUGAGUUCUCAUGGUCAUUGAUUGGCCAAUCUGACGAUGUCAGCAGAUCCCCCUUGUUCGAUCCCACAACUCUACAAAACCUCCGCAUCCGGCUCAUGCUCAUAAGAAGGCAUCAAGGCAUUCCAGGUACGAACACCAAAACAUUCCCCUUAUAUUUUACCAAGGAAAUGGGGGUUCUGAGGGACAAGGAACUGGAAACUGCGGAAUCGGUGGAGCAAACACUUAUUCCUGUAGAGCCGAGAACACAAAUCUUCCCAUAUCUCCCGCCAUCCCAGCCUAGCCCCGUUGAACUUGAGGUAUGCCGUUGCUCGUUCCCCGGACAUAAUUUGUAUAACGUGUAUUCAUGUGUAGGCGAAGAAACGCCAUUGGGCGGAGAAAGUUUUUGACGACCUGCCGCAUUCUACCACGAGCUUGAGACACCGACGGAAGUGAGUCCAGCCUUGCCUAACCCCUGUUUAUAAACUUCGCCUUAUUUCAGAGAUGGGGUUGAGAUCGCCUUGUAUGGACUAGUAAAGUACUUCCGGGGGCAUGGUCGGGCGUAGAUCUCGAGAGGAAAGGGUGUGGUGCUGGUCAUGGGAUUUGGCUGGUGGCUGACGAUGAGUGUGUUUGCCUAGUUCGAAAUGCUUUGGACCUCAUAUGAUGGAUUCUAGGCUGGGGAUCCCGCCGGGUUCGCAAGUGCUGUUUAAGUUGUAAGUCUUUUUUCUCGUCUCCAGCAUGCUGGGAUUUAUUUACCCCCUUUAAGCCAUCACUACAGCAGGGAUUCUGAAUGGGGUGGAUUUCAACCUCACCAAGGAUGAUCGAUGUCAGUAUUCGGGUUGGCCCGUUAAAGAAAGAAUACCAGUUGACUUUUGUUUUGAUGACUGUCCAUCCCCUUUUACACUCGCUAACGAGCUUUCCGUAGACCUUUCGAUAAAAACCUUCUUUCUGUCACCCUUUACCUCCACGCCCAGGGCGCAGGUAUGACACGACUCCUGUGUCGAUGGAUGGAUCCAUAUCUCAAUCCCUUGUACUCCUCAUAUGGUGUCCACGAACUAUGCAUCUGGCGGAAAGGAGCUGCCUUGCAGUUCAGCAGAUGGAGCGAAUAUCGUGAACACUCGAGAGUUUGGGCUGCACUCUUUUUCAAAAGCUGGGAGCGUAAGUCAUUUUUACUUUCAUUUAUCAAAACAUACAGCAGGCUGGAAGUAGCGUCUUCUUCUGUCGCCGUGAUAUCAAGCCUUUAGGUCUAGCAUUUGCUUAUGGUAUAUGGAGUAUUGGGUAAGGAAGUUUGAUGUGGCUAAUAUUAUAUGAACAGGAAUGGUGCUAUUCCACAGUGCAUUUGUAGCUUUGAAAGCUAGGUGUCCACUCACCGUCCGGAUCAAUCCUGAUGAUUACAAGUUGUCGGGAGAAAUAGUUUUGUUCAAAGGGUAUCUACUUAUUUCCCCCCUUUCCUUGGCUGUCGUAGCUUGGUCCCGCGUCGAGGGUGCGGCGCUGACAAGUAUUAGACAAAUCAUCGAUGACGGGUUCGAACAUUCUCUUUCUGUAAUCCAAGAUGAUAAGACCGGGAGCUUGAGGUUACAUGCUGCGGUCUGGAAUGGCGAGUUGAGAAGAUGUCCUGUCUGGACUGCUUUUAGUAUGUUUUCUUUCCCCAUUUUUUAUUAUAUCUCUUCCCUCCAAUCUCCCUCCGGGACUCCCAAAAAUUAGCCCGGCCUAACACUCACCCACCAGUAACCUACCAAUGCCAAUCCCCACAAUGGAUGGAACGAAAAAACCAUCGUCGAAUCAUCCUAAAAGACAUAAAACUAUACGUCUUCUGCGGGAAUUACAAGAAGAAAAAUCAGAUGAAGAAAAAUGGAGGCUUUGAGAUAUGUUUUGUUGAGGGAAGAGGUACCAAAUCUUCCUUCCCUCCUGAAUCCCCUGACUGUCGAUGGUUUUCUUGAACGAGAUUAUGUAUAUGUUCUGACAUCGAACAGCAGCAGAAAAAUUCGUCGACUGCCUUCGCUUCGAUGAUGGCUCAGGAAGCGGCUCCGAUAAUGGCGAUCCUGGUCCUAGUGGAGCCAGAGCUGGACCUGCUGGACCUGCUGGACCUGCUGGACCUGCUGGACCUGCUGGACCUGCUAGACCUGCUGGCGGUGCCGGCGGUGGUGGAGGUGCUAGAGGAGGUGGUGGUAAUAUUCCUGGAUAA
Molecule: messenger RNA, 3816 nt
Organism: Hymenoscyphus albidus
Lineage: Eukaryota; Fungi; Ascomycota; Leotiomycetes; Helotiales; Helotiaceae
Source: the annotation of a GenBank genome assembly